Molecule: messenger RNA, 513 nt
Organism: Salvia hispanica
Lineage: Eukaryota; Viridiplantae; Streptophyta; Magnoliopsida; Lamiales; Lamiaceae
Source: RefSeq, a predicted model, not a curated record
GUUAAUUAUGAUAUAUUCAUGAUAAAUUAAUUGAAAAGAAAGUAUUGCGUCAGCAGUCAGCACGUUGAUUUGUGGCUCACGCGUAUUGCACUGCUUCAAGAGAGUAGGGAGAAAGGAUGGGAGGUGGCAAUGCCCAGAAAACCAAAAUGGCUCGGGAAAAGAAUCAGGAAAAAAUGAAAGGCGCAAAGGGUUCAGGAAGUCAACUUGACGCCAACAAGAAGGCCAUGAGCAUUCAGUGCAAGGUUUGCAUGCAAACGUUUAUCUGCACGACGUCGGAGGUUAAAUGCAAGGAGCAUGCUGAAGCAAAGCAUCCGAAAGCUGACCUCUUCACUUGUUUUCCCCACCUCAAGAAAUGAUGCAAAACUUAUUAAUUUUAUCACCAAAGAUGGGUUUUGGUACCCUUUUAUGUUCUGUCAAUGUGUUUUGUAUGAAGCUAUUUGGGUGUUGGUUCUGAGAUUACUGUACUGACUGAGUGGCUUGAAACUUUAUAUGGUAUUGGUAUAUGUUCAAUCA